Messenger RNA from Salvia miltiorrhiza (redroot sage), 486 nucleotides. RefSeq names its product putative F-box protein At2g39415. Lineage: Eukaryota; Viridiplantae; Streptophyta; Magnoliopsida; Lamiales; Lamiaceae. The transcript has a single exon. Bases 1 to 486 code for a protein of 161 amino acids. Gene Ontology annotation, molecular function: protein binding. The record is from RefSeq and is a predicted model, not a curated record.
AUGGCUUCUUCGCACUUUCCUCGGAUUCGUCUUUCCGAACAUAACGAGGUUUCCGAUAGCCUCGAUCGACUGAGUGAGUUGCCCGAUUCCUUAAUCCUUUCGAUUCUUUCGUUGUUGUCGUCGACGAGAGAUGUUGUUAGGACAACCAUUCUCUCCAAACGCUGGAAAGAUCUCUGGACCACCGUCCCCUGCCUUGAGUUCGAAGACGAAAAUCCUGAGUUUAUUUGUAGGGUUCUUGCACAAUGGCGAGGUGCCAAGAUUUGGAUAUUCUACCUUUCUUUGUCUGAUGAGGUGCCUCAUCUGCCUCCUCCUACUAGUAGCGAUGUUGAAUCGUGGCUGCUUUUUGCGGUGGAGAAACAAGUGGAAGCGCACAUGUAUGUGUUCAUAUCCCAUACUGCCCACCUCAGAGUUUGUAUUCAUGCCCCUCCAUUACAACACUACACCUUCAAUAUUGUUCCUUGGAAAUCAAGGGGUCUGUGCAGUUGA